This is a messenger RNA of Daldinia caldariorum, 995 nucleotides long. RefSeq lists its product as uncharacterized. Gene Ontology annotation, cellular component: mitochondrial large ribosomal subunit. Gene Ontology annotation, molecular function: structural constituent of ribosome. The transcript has a single exon. Lineage: Eukaryota; Fungi; Ascomycota; Sordariomycetes; Xylariales; Hypoxylaceae. Bases 237 to 830 code for a protein of 197 amino acids. The record is from RefSeq and is a predicted model, not a curated record. Gene Ontology annotation, biological process: mitochondrial translation.
GGAGGUACAUAGAACCCCGCCAGCCGCUUCCGGGCCGGCAACUUAAACCAAAUUGAAAUUUCCAACUUUCAACUCCGACGAAAAAAAGGUCGAGCAUACGAGAUGGCGAUUAUAUGACAACGAAAAAAACAGAGAAAAAUAAAAGGAAAGAACAAUCCAAUUGACGAAAUACCGCAUCGAAAGGUACAUAAACUAGGCACCUAGGUACUCACCUACGAGAAAAUCAUCUACCCGCAAUGGCGGCCAGACUCCCAAGCGUCGCAUCACGACGCCCAAGCAUAAUCACAAACAUCCACCACACGCCCCAGCCCUCCGCAUUAUUAAAACCCUCGCACACGCCUCUCUCGCACACGCCCUCCCGCGCGGCGACAAUCAUCCGGCGGCCGCGGCGGCCGUACACAUUCACGCAGCUCGUGCAGCAGACGGACGGGUCGACGUACACGCACCGCACGACGUCGCCGCUCGCGCUGUACAAGAGCACCAAGGACACCCGCAACCACAUCCUGUGGCAGCCCUCCGACAGCUCCCUGCGCAACGUCGAGGUCGACGAGGCCGGCAAGCUGGCCGCCUUCCGAGACAGGUUCGGACGCGGGUGGGACGCCGAAGGAGGCGCGCGAGAGGAGCAUCCCGACGCCGUUGACAAGAGCGACCGAACCGCUGAGGCUCCUUCCGAUGCCGAUGCCGCUGCUACUGCCGAUACCGCCGCAAAUAAGGCCCCAGAGAAGGCUCCUGCGCAUGAUUCCUACGACGCGCUGAGCGAUCUGAUCUCCAGCUAUUCGGCCAAGCAGGAGGCCGAGAAAGAGGCGAAGCCCCAACGAAAGAAGAAAUAGAGACGGGAAGUCAUAGAUGGAUCGGGUAGAAAGCUCGUAUAUACCUACCUACCUACCUACCUAGGUACCUACCUUUUAGAAGAGAUCUGCUCUAUCUGCUCUAGGUAUUAUCUACGAAGCUCAAAGAUAGAAGAAGAAGAAGAAGAAGAACGGAGGGAUUUGGAA